Molecule: messenger RNA, 243 nt
Organism: Soboliphyme baturini
Lineage: Eukaryota; Metazoa; Nematoda; Enoplea; Dioctophymatida; Soboliphymatidae
Source: the annotation of a GenBank genome assembly
AUGCAAAACGCCCGUGAGGUGCGAGGUGCGAGGCGACGUCGCCAUAUGCUCGUGGUAACCAAGACCUUGUCGAAAAAUACCAAGAUGGCGUCACCAAACCAACAUACCCGAAAUGGAAGAAACUUCGACGCGAACAGUCGACGAGUGAUGCUAAAUGUACAGCAUCAGAGAACAUCUGUCGGCAAAACCGGAUGCGAGAAUGGCCAGAAAACCGGAUAUCGAAGGACGAUGUUCCUGUUGUAG